AUGAAACCUCUUCUCUUUCUUCCAAAUAUCUGCAAUGCUUUCUUUCUUUUUCACCUAUAUAUAGUCUUUUCUUUCAAAUAUAUGAAACCUCUUCUCUUUCUUCCAAAUAUCUGCAGUGCUUUCUUUCUUUUUCACCUAUAUAUAUCUUUUCUUUCUCUUUCUUUCAAAUAUAUGAAACCUCUUCUCUUUCUUCCAAAUAUCUGCAGUGCUUUCUUUCUUUUUCACCUAUAUAUAGUCUUUUCUUUCUCUUUCUUUCAAAUAUAUGAAACCUCUUCUCUUUCUUCCAAAUAUCUGCAGUGCUUUUUCUUUCUUUUUUCACCUGUAUAUAUCUUUUCUUUCUCUUUCUUUCAAAUAUAUGAAACCUCUUCUCUUUCUUCCAAAUAUCUGCAAUGCUUUUCUUUUUUUCACCUAUAUAUAGUCUUUUCUUUUCUCUUUCUUUCAAAUAUAUAUAGCUCUUUCUUUUUCAUCUCAGCUCUUUUCUUUUUUCUUCUUUUUUUUUCUUUCAAAUAUAUGAAACCUCUUCUCUUUCUUCCAAAUAUCUGCAGUGCUUUCUUUCUUUUUCACCUGUAUAUAGUCUUUUCUUUCUCUUUCUUUCAAAUAUAUGAAACCUCUUCUCUUUCUUCCAAAUAUCUGCAAUGCUUUCUUUCUUUUUCACCUAUAUAUAGUCUUUUCUUUCUCUUUCUUUCUUUCAAAUAUCUCUUUUUCUUUUUUCCAGCUUUCUUUCUUUCUUUUUCUUUCAGCUGCCAAAAGACUUUCCUCUUUCUUUCUGGUUAUGUUUAUAUUUUUACUUACACAUAUGCCGGCAAAAGUAUAAAGCUACUCAGAAUAAAGAAUCUACAAUUACAACCAUGA
Molecule: messenger RNA, 852 nt
Organism: Acanthosepion pharaonis
Lineage: Eukaryota; Metazoa; Mollusca; Cephalopoda; Sepiida; Sepiidae
Source: the annotation of a GenBank genome assembly